AGUAGGUUGUAACUUUUUUUAAAGAGUGGUCGUAAUAAAAGUGUAAUAUACAUUCACUACGUAUUAUAAAGCACACGUACAAUAACCUCUCAAGGACUUAUAAGUAAAGGAAAUAAGUCUCUCACACCAAUUAGUCCAAAGUAGUACUUAAAAAACAUGCACAUUCUAUUGACAAAGAACAAAUUAGAAAAUGGUAACCAGCCUUGAUCCUUGAGCAAUUUUAUCUUCGAGGUACCUUUCAUACCUCGAAGAUAAAUAUUCACUCACAGUCAGACAUAGUAAAUGUCGAAUGUUGUUAUAAAUGCAUCUGAACGCUUAUCCUUAAGUCUUGGCGAUGAUUAUGAAGAUAUUAUUGAUUAUUUUGAAGAAACAUAUAUUGACCUAAUCAAACAAGACGACAGCCCAAGUUUAGUAUUGAUUUUUGGAAUAUGUAGCAUCGGACAGCGGAUGCAGCCGAGAACAAACAACGUUGUGGAAGCUUAUCAUCGUCGAAUCGGCUCCGUUUUUCAAAGUUCACAUCCAACACUUUGGUCUUUCUUAGAGAAACUAAUUGAAGAAGAAAACGCGACACAUAUUGACAUCUUACACAUUAAUGCUGAUCAAGCACCCAAACUGAACAGUAAAAGAAAUGAACGAUUUGAAAAACGUUUGUUAAAUAUUAUUUCUAACCCACAUGCAGAUGGUUUAAAACAACUUGAUUCUAGGACUGAUAUUAUCAGUAAUAUAUCAUUGUAA
Messenger RNA from Didymodactylos carnosus, 735 nucleotides. The record is from the annotation of a GenBank genome assembly. NCBI's taxonomy places the organism in Eukaryota, Metazoa, Rotifera, Eurotatoria, Philodinida, Philodinidae.